Messenger RNA from Neopsephotus bourkii (Bourke's parrot), 858 nucleotides. RefSeq lists its product as uncharacterized. The transcript is spliced from 2 exons. The coding region runs from base 1 to 858 and encodes 285 amino acids. The record is from RefSeq and is a predicted model, not a curated record. Lineage: Eukaryota; Metazoa; Chordata; Aves; Psittaciformes; Psittacidae.
AUGGAUCCUCUCCUGCCAGAGCUUCCUCCACUGCCAGAGCUCAGCCCCCCACCAUGGGGACUGUAUCUGCCGCUGCCAGAGCUGGAGCCCCAACCUCCAGAGCUGGAACUCCCGAUACCUGAGCUGCCUCAGAUGGACCCUCUCCUUCCAGAGCUUCCUUCUCCUCCAUAUCCUGAGCCACCUCCUGAGAUACCUCCUGAUCCAGAGCUGCCUCCAGAGGUGGAGCCGCCACUGCCAGAGCUGGAGCCCCAACCUCCUCCAGAGCUUCCACCUCCUCCAUACCCUGAGCCUCCUCCUGAGCUUCCUCCUCCUGAUCCAGAGAUGGAUCCUCUCCUGCCAGAGCUUCCUCCACUGCCAGAGCUCAGCCCCCCACCAUGGGGACUGCCUCUGCCACUGCCAGAGCUGGAGCCCCAACCUCCAGAGCUGGAGCUGCCAAUACCUGAGAUGCCUCCUCCAAAUCCUGAGCCACCUCCAGAGCUGCCACUUCCAGAGAUGGAGCCUCUCCUGCCAGAGCUUCCUCCUCCUCCAUAUCCUGAGCCACCUCCUGAGAUACCUCCUGAUCCAGGGCUGCCUCCAGAGAUGGAGCUGCCACUGCCAGAGCUGGAGCCCCAACCUCCUCCAGAGCUUCCACCUCCUCCAUACCCUGAGCCUCCUCCUGAGCUUCCUCCUCCUCCAUACCCUGAGCCUCCUCCUGAACUUCCUCCUCCUGAUCCAGAGAUGGAUCCUCUCCUGCCAGAGCUUCCUCCACUGCCAGAGCUCAGCCCCCCACCAUGGGGACUGGAUCUGCCACUGCCAGAGCUGGAGCCCCAACCUCCAGAGCUGGAACUCCCGAUACCUGAGCUGCCUCCUCCUCCAUAA